AUGGAAAUCGCGUGUAUCACGAUGGAAUAUAAUUUAGUGCACCGAAAUUUUAAAUUUAUGAUAGUGGAUCCUAGACAUGAGACUGCAUUGACGUUUGAAUAUUUAUAUGGCAUAUUUUGUGACAUAGAAGGUUUAUUACAAAGAUCAAAUACCGUUCAAUCAACAGAAUUAAGACAAAUUACAUUUGAUCAAAACAAAUAUAUAUGUGGCGUUGAAAUAAUUUUAAAUUUAGCACCAAAUAAUCUUAGUAUAACAUUUUUUGAAUUUCUUGCAUUUGAUCGUGAUUAUAAAUUAUAUGAUUAUGAAGCACAAGUAAGAAAUAAUGGACUUACAUUUAAUGACCCACCACAAACAAAUGUUCCAUUAAUUGGAGAACUAUGUCAAGCUGUUCAGCAAAUAUGCGAAGGUAGUAAUCAACAGUAUUCAAGCCUCGAAGAUUGUAUUAAUUUUAUGACUAACCAAAUACCAUUUGGUACAUUCGAUCAGGGUGAUCAAAACAGUGUUGUUUGUCGAACAAUUCAUAUUAAGUUAGCCUCAAUAUCGCCAGAUAUACAUUGUCCUCAUGUGGGAAAAACAGGAGGUGGAGCAUGUACAAAUAAAACAUCACAAUCCUACUAUCAAGAUGAUAAUUUUACGAAAUGCGCACAUAAACGAAAUAAAAAUUGGUAA
Messenger RNA from Didymodactylos carnosus, 669 nucleotides. The record is from the annotation of a GenBank genome assembly. Lineage: Eukaryota; Metazoa; Rotifera; Eurotatoria; Philodinida; Philodinidae.